Molecule: messenger RNA, 3582 nt
Organism: Lepisosteus oculatus (spotted gar)
Lineage: Eukaryota; Metazoa; Chordata; Actinopteri; Semionotiformes; Lepisosteidae
Gene: tmtopsb
Product: teleost multiple tissue opsin b
Biological process (GO): visual perception; G protein-coupled receptor signaling pathway; cellular response to light stimulus
Cellular component (GO): photoreceptor outer segment; plasma membrane
Molecular function (GO): G protein-coupled photoreceptor activity
Source: RefSeq, a predicted model, not a curated record
UUUCGCAAACGAUAACUGAGAUUUCAAACUUCCAUCCUGUAAUCAUCCCUGUUCUCUUUUUUAUUUGUUUUCAAGGCAGUUGCUAACAAUCUAGUCAAACUUAAUGGAUUGCAAUGCUUCUAAAAUUCACUGCCAAACAGUAGCUCAGUUUCUCAAAGAAAACCUACACAUUUAUGUGAAAGCUGUACACACGGUGAAAAUCUGCGCCAAAAGAGUAUCGCUAUGAUAGUAUCCAACGUGAACCUUAGCUGCACAGAGGGUAACAGUGCUUGGUGUGUCAGCAACAAUGACGGGAACGUAGAGGCACCCUCAAAUAACGACCUGACCCCAACCGGACACCUGAUUGUUGCCGUGUGUUUAGGUAUAAUUGGAAGUCUUGGCUUUUCUAGCAAUUUUCUUGUUCUGCUGCUGUUCUGCCGCUACAAAGUGCUGCGCUCACCCAUAAACCUGCUUCUGAUGAAUAUUUCAGUCAGUGAUAUGCUGGUCUGUGCGGUGGGCACUCCGUUUAGCUUCGCAGCGAGCACGCAGGGACGCUGGCUCAUAGGGAAAUCUGGAUGCGUCUGGUAUGGGUUCGUCAAUUCUUGCUUGGGUAUGGUGUCUCUUAUCUCCCUGGCUGUCCUUUCCUAUGAACGGUACAGUACAAUGAUGGGCUCAACAGAAGCAGAUGCAACCAACUACAGGAAAAUUGGUGUUGGAAUAAUGCUGUCCUGGGGGUAUUCUUUGCUGUGGACUUUGCCACCACUCUUUGGCUGGAGCAGCUAUGGUCCGGAAGGACCUGGAACUACAUGCUCUGUGAACUGGAAAGCAAAGGAUGUGAACAAUAUCUCCUACAUCGUGUGCCUCUUUGUUUUCUGCCUCGUUCUUCCUUUCUUUGUCAUCAUCUACAGUUAUGGUAAGCUGUUGCUCACAGUCAAACAGGUCAGUGUCAUCAGCACCGUUGUGGGACGUUCCCGGGAGCAGCGCAUUCUCUUCAUGGUGCUAGCCAUGGUGAUUUGCUUCCUGCUGUGCUGGCUGCCCUAUGGGAUUGUCGCCCUCCUGGCCACUUUCGGGAAGUCUGGCCUUGUGACUCCAGAGGCCAGCAUCAUCCCAUCCCUUCUCGCAAAGUCCAGCACAGUUUUCAACCCUAUCAUAUACAUAUUCUUGAACAAGCAGUUCUACAGAUGUUUCCGUGCUUUCCUGAUGUGCCAGCGCCCAGCGAAUGGCUCCAGCGUUAGGAGUUCAUCCAAGACCACGAAGCCGUGCCGUGCUGCUCGCCGGGCUAUCAAUGACAACCGCAACUUUGUGGUGACUUCUGCGGGUCGCCAUUCCACUCUCAUCCAGAACCGCACCGACAGCGUGGGCGAGAGGGGGUCCUCUUGGGACGCAUCAAAGCCGCCCGUGUUGCUUGUAGCUCAUUACAAUGGCUGAUUGCAGACCUACAGUAGGUGUCGAUGGAUCCGGAAUCGAUGUGGAAGCAGUUCUCUCGCUGAAACAUGCCAAUGAGACCAUUUUUAACGGGUAUUUUAUUUUUUUAUAUUAAACUGAUCAAAACUUAAGGGCCAUUUUAGAGAAACGGUUAUUUUUUAUGUUAAGCAAUUAACUAAUCCGGUUUAGCAUUUUCAUGCUUUACACAUCUGCAAUAAUCUAUAGGAUGUACUGUAUAUAUGUAAAAUACAAAUGCAGAAGGAGGCGUACACUCGGUGGAGGUACAAAUACUGAUCAGGGAUUAUUUAUUGGGCAUGCGAUAAUGAUAUUGAUAAAUACUGAUAUAAAAUAUUGAUAAAAUAAUGAUUAUGUUAAUUGAUCUUAUAAUAUAGCUUGCAGUUCCUUUCAGAAGUACUUUUAACACACAAUAUAACUCUUAAACUUAGCCUAAUUAAAAUAUUAUCAGCACAUAAUAUCAUAAACCAAUAUACUAUGAAACUCCUAGUUUGAGAUGGGAAGACCACAAAAAGUACAUAUCCUAUGUUUAUGAAUAUGAACUAAUAUUAAUACAAAUAUGAAUAUAGAGCUAUAUGCAUACUUAAUACAAAAUAUAUGCAGAUCUGAUUAAAAGCUCGAGUCAAAAUAAGUCCAUAUACUGUAUAACUUACUGUAAGUUGUCAAGACACAAUUUUGUGCAUCACAUAUUCCUAGAAAUAUGUGGGUAUUUGGCUGUUUUGUGAAACAACUUUACCCUUUUUUACAAAUUUGAAUAUGCAAAAGAGAUCAAGAUGAACCAUUUGUCAGAAUACUGUAGAUAAGGAGACUGCAGAUCUCUUGGUUUGUAUCCUUAACAUAAACAUUUUCUUUCAUUUGUAAAACAAAUAUUAUUCAAACAAUGCUGGGCUAUCCUCACCAAGUAUAUUCUGUGGUGUUCGGUAUGGUUAGGCGAAUUUAAUAUUCUGUGUUCACUUUCAGCUCAGUGCAAUUCCGAAAUGGUCAAAAAAGAACUUAGGACGGGUAGUUGAGAACAUGCAAGUUUAUUUUAAAUGUAUUUUAUUCUAUUCAUCAGCUGUUUGUUGGCAUAAAAUGAGCGAUGUGGUGUAUCCAGAGAAGGUUAAUUUUCUUUUUAUAGCUAUUGACUUAAAUGUACAACAGCUCAAUAUUAGUGAUCCUCUGGUCUGGGAAGCUUCUUGAAAAUAUUAAGGUCUGAAUGUAUUUUUUUUUUCCUGUAACAUAAUCAGAGUUAUAAUAAACAGUGUUUACCCUUCAUACGCUACAUACAGAUUUUUAAGAAUACUGUAGAUAUGUGAGGGAGUAAGAGGCUUUAAGAGAAAUCCAUUGAUUACGGAGAAAAGCCAAGGUAACAGCUAGAAAGCGGGAGAGAGGGCUGUGUGGAAUUGACAAUGCAUCUGUGCUAGCUGAGGGUGUAUAACAACAGCCAGGAGGAAGGGCAUUUAGUCUGUCUCUGGGACCAGCAGAGGAAGGGCUUGAAAGCAAUUGGUUGAGCUGGCUUACAUGCCUGUGGGGUGUCAAGUGCUGGACAGAAGGUAUGCGUGGUCAUUUGUAUGCGAAGCAUAAGGAGAGAAGGUCUACACGGCUCAGCUGUAGUCCUGAGUACUCCCAGGUGAGAGCAUCCAGAGACCGGCGUGUGUUCUGAGUGCGAGAAAUAAGAGAGAACAACCCAGCUGCAGAUGUGUCAAAGGGUGCAAAUGGUCAUUAUGGGUGGCGUGGUGUCCCUGGCCAAACAGGAUUGAAUUUUGUGCUUGGGGGGAAGAUAGGGAGUGAAGAGUUGAAAAAGCAGACAUGGUUAAGGAAGUGAGUAUUGGGAUUACAUGAUAUGGAGUGAAUCAGGUAGAAUUUUCCAGUGAUGCUGUGCAUUGAAGGAAAGAACUGUGAGAAGAAUCAAGAAACAUACGAUUAUCCAAACUUCCCUGAUAGUUCUGUCCGUGAGGGUUGAUGACAGACUAGUUAAAAUGCAGAAAACUAAGGUGACGUGCUGGUAGAGUUGUGAUUAGUCGUGAAAUGUUGGCACUGUCAUAAAAUGGUUUAGGUCUGUUCCUCAGAUUAGAAAUAAAUGGAGACCUUAUAAUUCUGUGUGAAAUUUGAAAGUAAUUCUUCUUUGUGUUAAAUUCAAUUCAAUUCAAUUAAACUUUAUUGUCAUUAAACUUACACAGGUGC